AUGUCCGAUCUUCCAAGGGAUUUGGCAGAGGAUGUGAUCAUAAGGCUUCCGAUGACAUCUAUGAGAGCAGUGCGGUCUGUUUGCAAAGAGUGGAACACUUUAUCCAAGGAUAGCUUCUUUACGAAGAAACACAUUGCUCAAGCAAAAGCUGCAGCAGCAGAGGAGUUUAAGGUGGUCAUGGUGAUGGAUUCUCGUGUUUAUUUGAUGGGCAUCAAUCUUUCUAAGGACGUUGACCCAACUAUAAACUGUCACGCUACACUUAUUAGCCUAGACGAUUCGAAUCAAGUCGAUAUAUCUAGAGUCUAUCACUGCGACGGUUUAGUCUUAUGCAUCACAAAAGACUUGACUAGGCUCGUUGUAUGGAACCCGUAUUGGGGUCAAACCUUGUGGGUCAAGCCCAAAAGACUUCACCAUAGUCCGAACAUGUAUAAGUAUGCUAUUGGAUACCAGAAUAGCAAAUCAGGCCGAAACACGAAAGCUUCAAGGUGGGUUGUUUGUUGA
Camelina sativa (false flax) is the source of this 501-nucleotide messenger RNA. Lineage: Eukaryota; Viridiplantae; Streptophyta; Magnoliopsida; Brassicales; Brassicaceae. The record is from RefSeq and is a predicted model, not a curated record.